Molecule: messenger RNA, 4158 nt
Organism: Arctia plantaginis
Lineage: Eukaryota; Metazoa; Arthropoda; Insecta; Lepidoptera; Erebidae
Source: the annotation of a GenBank genome assembly
AUGGGAUGUUUAAGGACAGCCAGCCAGCAUGAGUCUUUUUGUUUGAUCGACAUAAAAUCUGAAGUUGACCGCGCGCAUUCCGUCCAUACGGCGACGCCGCUGAGUCGCGCCGUACUCUGUACCCACACGGAGGCUCCAGCCUACAGCGAGCCUCGGCCGGUACCCGCGCGCCACUAUCUUGCCGCAUUCCACCGAUUCGAAGUCGCGGCGCGCCCCGUGCGUGCCUUCGCCGCCGACCCACGCGACCGCUUUGCUUCGCUCAGUCGCACUAGCGCGCCCAUGGACUUUGUGCGCCUCGACGUCAAUCCUGCUUUGGAUUUAUCUAUUCAUGUGCGAGUAACAGUGGUCUCGAGAUGCGACAUGCGUGCUCUGUGUUCGGUUCGCGGGCCGUUGGGCGGCGACACGCGCGCUCUCGGCGCGGGCGCGCGAUUCCUGUCCCUGCGCAUGCCCGGACAACCCCAACCCCUCCACUUCGUUGUCGAAGCCAAAGCGAGGGCCAAGGAAUUGAAAUGCUUGGCCAGUGCUCACACACAACUACAAGGCAUGACCGACACCGAUCUCUUCGGUCUAGCAGUCUUACAAAAUGGAGAGUACUUGUUUGUUGACUUAGACAGCAAACUAUCAAAGUAUGCGCCAAAGAGUUGGAGAUCAUCACAUACACACGGUUUGGACGCGAAUGGGAAGCCGCUUCUUGAAUUGCAUCUAGUCGUGCAAUUUCAUGUGGAGAGCCCGCUUUUAUUGCACGAUGAGGUUGGCCGUCAUUUGUACUUCCUGCAGUUACGACAAAAUUUGCGCUCACGGGAUGCGCUUCCAGCCGAAGUAUUUCUACUACUUACCGGGUUAGCGUUACAAGCAGAAUAUGGUGACGCCGACAGUUAUGAAGAUAGAGACUACUUUAGAGCCGAGGAUUAUGCCCCUGUAUCUCUCACUGGUGAUUGGGUAUCGGCAGCGAUGCGUGCAUGUCAUCGAGAACACAAAGGCCUCUCAAAGUCCGACGCUGAAACCAGAUUUAUACGGGAAGUCUGCCUUCUCCCUGACACAAUAAAUUCACAUAGAUACCGCCUAAAACAGUCUAAAACCGAACCCGAACCCGGGACGGUGUGGCUUCUCGUCACAGCGAAAGGUAUUAAAAUUUUACCUGAUAAUGGACCACUUUCCACUUUUAUUUGGAGUGCAAUUGGUAAAUUGAGUUUUGAUAGAAAAAAAUUUGAGAUUAGGACAGAAGAAGGCAAAAUUACACUGUUUUCAUCAAGUGAAGAAAAGUGCAAAUAUCUUUUUGCUCUUUGCAAGGAGACACAUCAAUUUUCAAUGAAAAUUGCUCCUAAGUUUAACGAAAUACUUAGAAAAGAAGAAGAGGAACGAAAAAAUUGCUUUGGAUAUUCAAAAUCACUAAAUUUACAGUAUAAUCAAAAUAAAAGUGAACAGAGAAUAUCCGUAAUAUCUUCUACAAGUUCGAACACAACUUCAGGAAUCGUUAGCGACAGAGUUCAAUCUGAAGAUGAAUUAGAAAUUAUGAUAGAUUCUCCUCCAGCACCUUCAACGGAAAGUUUAGCUUUUGCUCAUUUGCUUGACAGUUCCAAUUCUUACUUUAUUUGUCAUAAACCUCAGGAUAAUCAACCCCUAACUAAAACAUCGUCAUUACAAUUGCAAAGAUCUAAAGUUCGUGUAAAAAAAAAUAAAGAAGAUGGUGAAUCUGCAAGUAGAAAUGAAAUUCAAUUAUUAGAACCACAUUCUAAUAAUCAGUCAGAAGAAACUACUUCUUUACCUGAUCAAAGUAUUACAGAAGCUUUGACAGAUAGUCCAAGGUCAAAUAAGUUAAAAUGUACUGGUUCACAGUGUUCCUCAUCUUGUAGUACGGUCAUAAUGGCUAGGACGGGUUUAAGUACAUUAAGCAGAACAUCUAACACAAGCAGUUUAGAAUUAGGAUAUAGCCAUACCGCUCAAAACUCUAUGAUUAGUGACAAUAGUACAGUAGGAAUAGAUGUUGAAUAUUCUCAAGAUGCAGCAUCGGCUCUGUAUGAUGGUUUAGGGCAACCAGUGACUGUCGCCGCAUCAAGCGAGACCAGCGGAGUCUACACCAUGAGCAGUUCCGAACUUACUGCAAGAUCUAAAAUGGACACCUUAUUUGAAGGCAAUAGGACAGAUUACGGGAGCUCACACUACGACAGCUAUAAACCCGCUAAGGAAAAUGAUCUUGCUGACUUCGACAGUGUUUCAUCAAUAUUAAAAAAUAAAUUAGAAAGAACUAGUCAUUCAACGAAUACAUUAAGACUAAAAGCGUCUCAUUCUAGUACAGAUUGUGUUGAUGGUACGACAAAUUUUUCAAACCAAGAACAGCAUGACAAAGAAAAUAUAUUCAGAGAAAGAACUAAUUCAAAUGUAAGUGCUAUGUCAUUUCACGGUGAUGGAAGUGAUCCAACAGAUAAUAAACAUAACUUACUGACUGCAAGUGAACUAAGUGACCUAAUUGUGGGCAGAGGAGUAUAUCCGAAAAGCCAAUCUGUUAGUGACACAUUAGACUCUGUAUCAGAUUACGUCAGAUUACCGUUACCUUUUUCUGGUGACAGUUAUCUACAAGGGCAUGAGGACACGGCUCCUUCUGAUGAUCACUAUCCAAAUAACUCUUUCUUUGACAGUCCACCGACACCCCCGACUAGAAUUGAUAGCCGCAAACUGCUCAAUUUAUCGUUGCCAAAUAUUUUUGAUAUAAAUGCUGAUACACCUAUUCGACCUUCGUUUCCUGACAAACCACCGCCUCCCUAUGAAUAUAAUCACAGAACUGUUUCAUCAUAUUUGCCACCUACAACAAAAGCGCCGCCAGCUUAUCCGGGCACAACAUUGUCAUCACCUUUAAAACAGUUAAACGAAAAAGAAGAAGUAGCAGCUAGAGUCGUAACAUCAAAACCAAUGAUAACUAUUCUAAAAGCAGAAGCAGGCGAAGUCAAUACCUCAAGCGAAAGAACAUUCGCUAGUCCCAUGGUGUUAGAACAUAAAUUUCAGAAAGUCAAACGACACCAAGCUUCUAGUCGGAGAGCAGAAAGAUCAAAAUUAGCGCAAGGAAUCACUAAUAGUCUCUCACCAUCGAGAGAUGUGCCACCUCAUGCUGUUGAUUCUAAUGUGCUUGUAGCAAUGAUGAAAUUACCGCCGCCCCCUCCACCACCGAGGCGGGUGCGGCUUCCUCCACCACCGCCUGUAACUCGGCUGCCUCCGCCGCCUCCACCACAUAAUCCUAUGUUUCACAAACAGUUAUAUAGUGAUGUUGAUUACGUCUACUAUCCAAUGCAAGACCCAGCUGUUUCCCAACAAAACUACCUUGACCACAAAUUAACUGAAACGAGGGUUUCAAAUAUGCACAAAAAUGGUCUUCAAUAUAGAAGCACGCCUUAUUUGUCCACAUCCUUGUCUGCAUCGUCCAUGUAUGGCUCGAUACAAAAUCUCUCGGAUUCUUACGUGCAGUUACCAGGAACGCGGACGAGUUGGUACUCCUUAACAAGUAGAACAUCACUGAGUAAUCACUCCAUAAAUCUCGAAAGGCCAACUUUGUCGGCACGAGUACCAGAUACACAUUUCUUACGAACAAAUUCAGAUGAAAAUGUUUUGAAUACAAAAGACCCGCCCCCAGUUAAAAUUAGAAGAAUGCCUCCACCUCCUCCGCCUCCAUACGAGUAUAAAAAAAAACUUUUGGCUCAUUCAAGGGAAGUGAAUGUUCCCCCCAGCAACCUAAAUGUGAAUUGUGACGUGAAUGAUAAAGUGAAAGACUCAAAAUGUGAUUUAGACAUUAAAACUCUUCGAGAGAAAAGUAAAAACCUAGAUUUGCCCUUAAUAGCGGCACUGUGUAACGACCGGUCGUUGUUGAAACAAACUAAAGCAUUUGGUGCUCAAAAGUUAACAAAACAAGCAGGUAGUGACUGUGAAAGUGAACGGAAGUGUGUAAAGUCUGUUCCAUACACCACCGAUAACAUAGAUCUUAAGAACAAACCUGAGUGUAAUGAUAAGAAGAUAACUACAGGGUCUCAAAAAAAAAUUUUAAUACGAAACCCUACAGAUAAGCUUCCAGCAUUACCGGUUAAUGAAACACAUACGCCAAGAGCAUUGUCCAAUACAUAUGUCAUGCAUCCAACCGUACCUAAAAGUAAAAAGCUCCAACCGAGCUCAUGA